AUGGGGAAAAUGGCUCUUAUGCAGAAUGUCAGACCACCGGGUGCUAUUCCUAGUGAUACUGAGAAGAAUCCAAAAGAGUACAAGGCAGUCACUUUGAGGAAUGGUAGAGAGCUAGAAGAAGUACCUCCGAAAAAGAAGAACAUAGCAGAGGCAGAACUUAUCCCUGCUAAGCGAGCUAAACCAAAGUACACAUCAAAGAUACCUUUGGUGGAGCUUUUGCAAGAAGUUCCAAAAUAUGCUAAGUAUAUCAAAGAUGUGGUUUUGAACAAACAGCAUUGGACAGAGUUUGAGACUGUUGCACUUACUGAGGAGUUUAGUUCUAGAGUGAGGAGUAAAAUUCCUCCAAAGUUGAAAGAUCUGGGCAGCUUCACAACUUCGAUUACGAUUGUCAACAUUGAAUUGGCUGAUCGAUCUCUUGCUUAUCCUGAUAGUAUUAUUGAGGAUGUUCUUGUGAAGGUAGGCCCAUUUAUUCUGCCAGCUGAUUUUGUGAUACCUGAUUAUGAGGCAGAUAAAAGUGUUCCUCUCAUCAUGGGGAGAGGAUUCUUGGCCACUGUUAAUGCUGUGAUCCGAGUGAAAGAUGGGAAGAUGUCCAUGACAGUUGAUGGACAAGAGUCGACUUUUGAUGUGUUUAAAGCUACCAAGCUUCUAGCCCAUUAUGAGGAGUUGAAGAUGAUCUCCGUGGUGGAGCUCGAGCUCACUAAUGCUGAGUUAGAUCACUUUCUAGCUUCACGAGACCCGUUGGAGACAGCUUUGGUGUAUGGGGAAGAUCUGACGAUUAAUGCAGAAGUUGAACGUGUGUUACAAGUGCUAAGAGAUCGAGUUCGAGCCCUUGGGUGGUUGAUAGCUGAUAUUCGAGGUAUUAGUAGCUCGUUUUGCAUGCACAAAAUAUUAUUGGAGGAAGACAGCAAACCUAGUAUUGAGUGCCAGAGGCAAAUGAACCCGAUCAUGAAGGAGGUGGUGAAGAAAGAGAUUCUCGACAGAUUGGCUGGGCACGAUUAUUAUUGCUUUUUGGAUGGCUAUUCGGGUUUCAACCAGAUCAUGAUUGCACCUGAGAAUCAAGAGAAGACCACAUUCACAUGUCCAUAUGGCAUGUUUGCAUUCCGGAGGAUGCCUUUCGGUUUGUGCAAUGCUCCAGGUACUUUUCAACGAUGCAUGAUGGAUAUUUUCACCGAUAUGGUGGAAAAUUAUGUGGAGGUAUUUAUGGAUGACUUCUCUGUUUUUGGAGAUUCUUUUGAUGACUGCUUGAACCAUUUUGAUGCCGUGUUAGCUCGUUGUGAAGAAACGAACUUGAAAGAUGUAAGGCUUUUGUUUAAUGAAGCCUUCCUGAUGACUUUUGAUGAGUUGAAACAGAGACAGAUGAACUAUACUGUCACAGAGAAGGAGUUAUUGGCGGUUGUCUAUGCCUUUGUCAAAUUCCGAUCAUAUCUUGUGGGCACGAAGAAUAAUGCAAAGCCGAGGCUUAUUCGUUGGGUGUUGCUGUUGCAAGAGUUUGACAUCAAGAUUCUUGACCGAAAAGGCACAGAAAAUCAGGUAGCAGAUCACUUAUCGAGACUGGAAGAUCGGGAACAUGUGGAUAAGGCAGUGGCAAUUAAGGAGACUUUUCCUGAUGAAGAACUCUUUGUUGUUCAAUCAACUGAGGUGCCAUGCUGCCAGAGAACCAGAAUUAUCUCCAAGCGUCAUGAAAUGCCUUUGAAAGGCAUCUUAGAGAUUGAAUUAUUUGAUGUGUGGGGCAUCGACUCCAUGGGUCCGUUCAUACCGUCAAAGGGGAAUAAUUACAUAUUGGUUGCAGUAGACUAUGUCUCGAAGUGGGUGGAAGCCAUUGCACUUCCCACCAAUGAUGCUAGUGUGGUGGCAAGAUUUUUGAAAAAGAACAUUUUUACAAGGUUUGGGACCCCUCGAGCCCUCAUCAGUGAUCAAGGUACGCACUUUUGCAAUCAACUCUUUGAUAAGUUAUUGCUCAAGUAUGGGGUGAAACACAAGAUAGCGACUGCUUAUCAUCCUCAGACGAGUGGUCAAGUGGAGGUAUCGAAUAGAGAAAUUAAGAGGAUUUUGGAGAAGAUCGUGAGCGUGAGCAGAAAGAUUGGGCAAUCGAAGCUCGAUGAUUCUCUUGUGGGCAUGCGGAUCAACCUUACAAAACUCUAA
Messenger RNA from Lycium ferocissimum, 2142 nucleotides. RefSeq lists its product as uncharacterized. NCBI's taxonomy places the organism in Eukaryota, Viridiplantae, Streptophyta, Magnoliopsida, Solanales, Solanaceae. Gene Ontology annotation, molecular function: nucleic acid binding. Bases 1 to 2142 code for a protein of 713 amino acids. The transcript has 9 exons. Gene Ontology annotation, biological process: DNA integration. The record is from RefSeq and is a predicted model, not a curated record.